This is a messenger RNA of Alternaria novae-zelandiae, 645 nucleotides long. RefSeq lists its product as uncharacterized. The transcript is spliced from 4 exons. The coding region runs from base 1 to 645 and encodes 214 amino acids. NCBI's taxonomy places the organism in Eukaryota, Fungi, Ascomycota, Dothideomycetes, Pleosporales, Pleosporaceae. The record is from RefSeq and is a predicted model, not a curated record.
AUGGACGCUAUUACUGGCAACACUACGUUGAAGGCCCGUGGCCGUGCCCUGGCAUGCGGCAUGUCUUUCCACGUCAAAGGUAGUGCUUUCUUCGAGGAAGGGAAGGUCUUUUCGAUUCUAUUCACUGAGCCAGCGGGCGCCAACGCUCUGAACGGGCUAAACCCCAUGGCCGACUACAAUACCAACUUGUCCAACAAUACCAGCCUGUCAAGGGUCAGAUUCGGUGAACAUGUACAUACCCAAGUACGCAGGUUCAUCGUCGUUAAACGUAAACGAGAGUUCUGCUUCGCUGUUCCAAUAUUCACCUAUUACGGCCAAGCCACCACGAAGCAUGGAGUACGUCCUGACGAGCAUGCCAUCGCCUAUUCGCUAGGACAACAACCACAACUUGUACAGGGUGAAUCGCCGCUCCGGAAGGCUCCCAUCCCAAUCGAAAUGGAGGAAAACAACAGGGCGCUGGUCCCGGCCUCCAGAAUCUACUUCGCCAUCCACCACCCGAUUCAGUACAACGUCAAGGUGAAAAACCUCGGCCACGUCCAUCCAGAUUAUAUUCCCACUUUCCUUGGCUACUGGAACCAGGAGAACAAUGAUUCGAAGGAAGAAUCUGAUGUGGCACAAAACCCAAACAAUACGGACAAUUUUUGA